AACUGCAACAAGAUGAACAAAUUUGGUCCUAAGAAUGUCUCUUCCUUUGUUUCCGGACACAGCAAUAUCCUCUGGCCUCCUCCGCAGAUCUCGCGAAGCGGAGAUGAAAGAGAAAGGACGGAGAGCUUUUGCACCCAAAAUAGAACGUUUUUUUAGCCGAUUGUGGUGAAUCAAUCUUUCCUCUGUGCUAAUGCAAACCCAUCUGGAGCUAAUGUAGGGGUUGAUUUGGACUCCCCCAUCUUUGACCCAUUCCCAUCUUGGGUGAUCUAGGUUUUCACGAUUUCGAUCGACUCUUGAUGGGUUUUGGGGGUAAUGGGUUGUGUUAGCUCGAAAAGGUCUAAAAAAUCUUCGUCGCCCGUUUACGAUACACCGAUUAGGGUUGUUAAGCGUAAUGGGUCGUCAAAGAAUUUUGAUUCCUUGCAACGAAACCGAGGUGGGUUUGGGGAGGAAUUGGAGAAGAUAAGGGAGGAACCAGAGAAGGAAAGGGAAAAGGAGAAGGAGAAGGAGGAUUCGGUUCACCACCACAAUCGCGAAUUGAAGAAGUCCAAGUCCACCAAGAAGGGAAACUCUGAGAAAAGGGCUGUUUUCAGCUUGAAAUUUGGGAGGUAUACCGAAGCAGAACAGGUCGCUGCCGGUUGGCCCCCUUGGCUCAGCGCCGUUGCCGGAGAAGCCAUCGAGGGAUGGCUGCCCCUCAGGUCUGACUUAUUCGAGAAAUUGGAUAAGAUAGGACAAGGUACAUAUAGCAGCGUAUACCGUGCACGUAAUGUUGAAACUGGUAGGGUGGUUGCCCUGAAGAAAGUGCGCUUUGACACUUUUCAGCCAGAAAGUGUCCGGUUUAUGUCACGAGAAAUAACUAUUCUCCGCAAGCUUGACCAUCCAAAUGUCAUGAAAUUGGAGGGUUUAAUUACUUCUCGAUUAUCAUGUAGCAUAUACCUUGUGUUUGAAUACAUGGAACAUGACCUUUCUGGACUAUUAUCAUGUCCUGACAUCAAGUUCAGUGAUGCACAGAUUAAGUGCUAUAUGCGGCAGCUAUUAUCUGGAGUUGAGCACUGCCAUUCGCAAGGAGUACUCCAUCGGGACAUCAAAACAUCCAAUGUCUUGGUAAAUAAUGAAGGAAUUUUAAAGAUAGCAGAUUUUGGAUUGGCAAAUUUCCUAAGUGCAAAGCGCAGGCAACCAUUAACAAGUCGUGUAGUGACAUUAUGGUAUCGUCCUCCUGAACUUCUAUUGGGGUCCACGAACUAUGGGACAUCUGUGGAUAUGUGGAGUGUGGGCUGUGUAUUCGCUGAACUUUUCAUUGGGAAGCCUAUCCUUAAGGGAAGAACUGAGGUCGAACAAUUACACAAAAUUUUCAAGCUUUGUGGUUCUCCAUCUGAUGAGUACUGGAACAGGUCUAAACUUCCUUUUGCUACUAUGUUCAAACCCCAGCAUCCUUACGAAAGUACUCUUCGGCAGAGGUGUAAAGAAUUCCCAAAAACUGCUGUGAACCUAAUAGAGACUUUUCUUUCAAUAGAACCUUACAAGCGAGGGACUGCUUCAUCUGCCCUUGAUUCUGAGUAUUUCUCGACAAAGCCUUAUGCAUGUGAUCCCUCAAGUUUGCCAAAGUACCCACCAAACAAAGAGAUUGAUGCAAAAUUGCGUGAAGAAGCACGAAGGAAAAAGCCUGGUGCUAGAGUGCGAGCAUCUGGUGCCUCAAGAAAUCCAAGAAGAGUUCGUAAAGCUUUGCAAGAACCAAGCACUUUCUAUAAUGUGGUGCCAACUGAGGAGAUGGAAGGCAGCUCUCAAUUUCCUCAUAAAAACAAUGGUAACAGCACACGUCCUCUUAUUAAAGGAAAAGCAGCUACUGAGUGUAGGGAGACAAUGAAGUCAUCAUACGAUACAGUGUCCGAAGCUUCUCAGGUGACCGAGAUAUCCCAAGGGGACAGUAUUCGCUCAGUCCCAGUACAAGCCACAACAUCAAGUGGCUUUCCAUGGACAAAAAGACAAAAGGGGGAUGCUGCAUCCACAAGAUUACAUGGUCAGUCCAGUUCAAGAACUCAAAAUGCAGGUGCACUGGGGCAAGAGAAUGAGGGGUUUCCAAGUAGGGGCAGUCCUGAUACGAGAAACAGUGAUUCACACGAGAUUGUUAAGCAUGUAAUACCGAGACAGCAAAGCCAACUUGAUCGCCGAGAUUCUUUCAAUGCAUCUGCUUUAUACCAUUCCCAGGAAUUAUCAGUGGAUUACAAUGAUCGGCACAAGGUUCAUUUUUCGGGGCCAUUGUUACCUCAAUCACAUAAAACUGAUGGAAGGCAAGAAAGUAAUAUCCAUCCAUCUGUUGGUAGAUCACGGUUUUAUAGAGACUUGUGAUGCACAGAAAUUAGGAAAGCGAAGAUCCUCCGCACCCUCAGAGAGGGGAAAAGCUUGUGCAGACUUCCUAGCCAGCCUUCGCCAGCCCAUCGAAGUUGUUAAAAGUCCCUUGUAACUUGAGCUGCUGCUGCUGCUGCUGCUGGUGCCACCUUUUCGAGGUUUUACCCCUGAGCCUUGUUCUCAUUUGUAUUUGUACCCCGAGAAAAGGGAAAAGUUGAACCUGAUUGAUGCAAUAUUAUAGGAACAUCAAAUAGAAAAAAUGGAGUCACUAGAGAAAAUGAUGCUAACAAAUUAAUACAAUUUUGAGAGCUGAAACAGGAUCAAUUCAGAUGAGAAAGCAAAUAAGCUCAUCAGUCUGAAUGCAUGUAAAUAAGCUCAUCAGUCUGAAUGCAUGUAAAAUACAGUGGAGCAGUUUCAUUUUUGGCUCGUGUUCCAAACACCAUCAUUUUAAUCGUACAUCUUUCUUUUUUGUUA
Cornus florida is the source of this 2817-nucleotide messenger RNA. RefSeq names its product protein IMPAIRED IN BABA-INDUCED STERILITY 1-like. Gene Ontology annotation, molecular function: RNA polymerase II CTD heptapeptide repeat kinase activity; cyclin-dependent protein serine/threonine kinase activity; ATP binding. Gene Ontology annotation, biological process: positive regulation of transcription elongation by RNA polymerase II; protein phosphorylation. Bases 313 to 2343 code for a protein of 676 amino acids. The transcript has 9 exons. Lineage: Eukaryota; Viridiplantae; Streptophyta; Magnoliopsida; Cornales; Cornaceae. Gene Ontology annotation, cellular component: cyclin-dependent protein kinase holoenzyme complex; nucleus. The record is from RefSeq and is a predicted model, not a curated record.